This is a messenger RNA of Venturia canescens, 3170 nucleotides long. RefSeq names its product pipsqueak (gene psq). Lineage: Eukaryota; Metazoa; Arthropoda; Insecta; Hymenoptera; Ichneumonidae. Gene Ontology annotation, cellular component: nucleus. Gene Ontology annotation, biological process: regulation of transcription by RNA polymerase II. The coding region runs from base 317 to 1924 and encodes 535 amino acids. The transcript is spliced from 7 exons. The record is from RefSeq and is a predicted model, not a curated record. Gene Ontology annotation, molecular function: protein binding; DNA binding.
GUUUUCUUCUCGCGUUCUUUCUUCCUUUCUCUCUCUCUCUCUCUUUCUCUCCUCCCCUCCCCCCGUUCGAUCUAUCGGCAGAGUCACUCGUUCUCGCAUCUUUUUUCUCUCUCCUCCCCUUCGUCCCGUCGUCGUUCUAUUCCGCGUGUGUUUUUCGUACAUGUCAGAUGUGAGAGGUUAUGUGCUUUUUUUUUGACGUUGUUUUCGCCCAUCGAGCCAAGAGAUCCUGAACAACAACGGUGCGCGUUUCCUUCUUCACGGAUUGUGUUUUUCAUCCUUCGUCAAACUAAACUGCCUUCGACGGCUAUACCGUUUUAUGGAGUACUUCUCUGCGCUCGCCACCAUCCACUAUUAUCCUGAAUAUAUCUUCGAGUCGUUACUGAAAACGGCCGAUCAGUUGAAAAUCAAGGGCCUCUGCGAAGUUCCGGAAAGCAGAGAGGGUCCACCCUCGGUCAGCCUGAGCUCACCACCGCCCCGAGAUUCCACGGCAACGAGGCUCAACUACACGAAAUUAAAGAGGCAUCAUCCCCGUUACAAGAGACAAAGAACGUGCUUUGAGCCGCGAGAGACCAGCGCGGAUUCACGUAACUACGACAAGUACAAAGAGGAGGAGGAGCACAACAUCGAAGGCCUCGGCCGUGACAACAACAAAGAGAAUCACAGAGGCGACUGGCAGACGGAGGAUGAGGAGUGCGGAGCGGAUGCAGCAUCAGUAGUCUUGGAAUCCUGUCAACGCGACAGCAACAACGGUAACGGUACAAACAACAAUAACGGUGACAUGUUCUGUCACACAGGUCUAGGUCAUUACGGUCAUCAUCCCGAUCCUGGAGAGGUAGAUUUACCCCCGGAGACACAACCGACACCACCGAGCGCCACACUCGUCGGUACCACGAUAACGCAUCUCCGCGAUACCGAUCAUCACACCACAGAUAUACAGAAUUGCGAUAGCGUCAAAAUAAAGUUCGAAACUCUGCACACGAUGGAUUCGUCCGACACGAUCGAUAUCGACAGCCACAUGUCCGAUCGCGCUAGCGUCAGCUCGAAACAUGCCGCCGACAAUGACAACAUGAUGAUGAUAACACCCGAACUUUUGGGUUUAAUGCCAUCGGGUAGCUCGGUACAUUCGGAUUCGGGUGAAAACAAUUCGCGCGGCGGUGGAUCGGGUUCCCAUCAUCACGGUUCCAAAUCUUGGACUCAAGAAGACAUGGAUGCUGCUCUUGAGGCACUCAGAAAUCACGACAUGAGCCUCACGAAAGCAUCAGCAACAUUUGGAAUACCGUCGACGACGCUGUGGCAAAGAGCUCACAGACUGGGAAUCGACACACCCAAAAAAGAUGGCCCAACGAAAUCGUGGAGCGAUGAGAGUCUGAACAACGCCCUUGAGGCAUUGAGAACGGGGACGAUAUCGGCGAACAAAGCGUCAAAAGCAUUUGGCAUACCGUCCAGUACGCUUUAUAAAAUUGCGCGAAGAGAAGGUAUUAGGCUUGCGGCUCCGUUCAACGCUAGUCCGACGACGUGGUCACCGGCGGAUCUUGACAGAGCACUCGAAGCAAUUAGAUCCGGUCAGACAUCGGUACAGAGAGCCUCGACGGAAUUUGGUAUUCCAACGGGUACAUUGUACGGUAGAUGCAAGAGAGAAGGCAUAGAAUUGAGCCGUAGCAAUCCUACACCUUGGAGCGAGGACGCAAUGACAGAAGCACUCGAGGCGGUCAGAUUGGGUCACAUGAGCAUCAAUCAGGCUGCUAUACAUUACAAUCUACCUUACUCGUCUCUCUACGGGCGCUUCAAGAGGGGAAAGUACGAAGAUCCGGUGGUGAGCGAGAUGUCACAAGACGGCAGCAAUCCUCACUUUCAUUCGCAUCAGAGUCCGCAUCAAAAUCACUCCUCGUCGCUACCCGAUCAAAUGCCUUAUCAGGGCAGCUGAAACUUGCCCCUUUACUAGGCCAGAUCCACUGGACUAGCUCGCAAACCGUUCUCGUUCUUUCGCGAAUUGACGCCCGGGCCGAUGAUAGCGUUUCGGACCCAAUCUCAACUAAAUAACUCGAUAAAACACAUCGAGAGCCACGGAUUUCAAGUACGGGCAUGAGUUUCUCCAUCUCAUGUCCAAUUUCUCAUUUCUUUUUCCUCGAUAUCCUCCUCCUCCUCCUCCUCCUCUCCCACCGCCUUUAUUUCCAAACGAAACCGCGAGUGGACAAAAAUACGAACGGGGAUGAGCGAGCUCGGCGCAAUAACCAUCAACAAAAACAACAAAUGAAGAAGCAUUUUAUAAGUUUUUCCUAUUUGAAAAUCCGGGAUCUGAUCCCGAUAUAAAACGAUGCAUCGUUCAACCGCGGUUGGUGCUCGGAGACUGUCUGGACAUCGCGAUGCAACAACAAACGGUGUAUAUUUACAUACACUUGCAGUAUUAGGAAGGAAUAACUGUGAGAAUGCAACCCCGAGAUGUAUGUAUGUACGUGAAAUGAGGGUGUGCAUUCCUCCCCCCGCGAUUGAGGAUCGCGGCAAGGAGUUAUAAAUUAAUUCUCGUAACGUAAGCAUUAUUUAUAAUCAAAGAUGAGAUGAGAGAGAGAAAAAGAAAUAAUGGGUAAAUGCCAACAAACAACAAACGACAAACGAAAGAAAACAAAGAAACGAGGGAAAAUUUGUACAGUUGGGAAAGAAAUUCACUGGGGACAGUCUUUUCAUAUUUUUAAAGUGGAAUUUUAACGGGUGCCUAUAGGGGGCCAACGGAACGAAUCAAGGAUUUAAAUGCGAGGCAGACAACUUAUUGUUCUUUUCGUUCGUUUUUUUUUUUUUUUUCAAUUUUUUAACGCUCGAGUAAUUUACGCAAAAGCGAGAGACUGUUUCAGAUUUGUGUCGCGAAGGCCCAAAUUCGUAACUUCGUUUAGGUGGUUUCGGGAGAUAAAUAGAUACAGAAGAGAGUGUACAAUGUCAUUUUUUUUUAUUGAAUGUAACGCAGGUGCGAAGGCAAUAUUCGUUGACUCCCGGGGGCAGUAAUCGCGAUACGAUUAUUUUAUUAUAGAAAUCGCGAAAAAAAAAACGAGAUUAAGAGGGGAGACGGAAUUCAUUGCGUCGAUCCCCCGAGUGAAUGAGACAAGACGAUGAAAAUACAUCACACGAAUUUCUUUUUUUUUUUUUUUUAUAAAUAAACGCACUAGUGCAAUGAAAAAAAA